UCCGGUGCUGGAUCUGUUCGCGACGCUUCGACCGGGCCACGCCAUCCGUUCCCAUUUCCAUCAAUUCCGCACACCGAGGAUUGCAGCCACGAGGGAGAAGGAAGCAGCGAGGAGUGCCAAAGUGGAAGAUUCAGGAGGGAGGAAGAGGAGAAGCACGCACGCUCCUCACCCCGAUCAUCAUCAGAGCAAGAGGAGAAGGCAGGGAGGCGACGGGGAGGAGAUGGGGGUGGACUACUACAGGGUCCUGGGCGUGGACAAGAGCGCCAAGGACGACGACCUCAAGAAGGCCUACCGCAAGCUCGCCAUGAAAUGGCACCCCGACAAGAACCCCAACAACAAGAAGGAAGCGGAGGCCAAGUUCAAGCAGAUCUCCGAGGCCUAUGAGGUCCUGAGCGAUUCCCAGAAGCGCGUCAUCUAUGACCAGUACGGCGAGGAGGGGCUUAAGGGGCAGGUCCCGCCGCCGGGCGCCGGUGGAUUUGGCAGCGGCGGCGACGGGCCAACGUCGUUCAGGUUCAACCCCAGGAGCGCCGAUGACAUAUUCGCGGAGUUCUUCGGGUUCUCCAGCCCGUUCGGUGGCAUGGGCGGCAUGAGCGGCAUGAGCGGCAUGAGCGGCAUGAGCGGCAUGGGCGGCAUGGGCACGAGGGGCGGAUCGAGGUUCCCUGGCGGGAUGGGCGGGAUGUUCGGGGAUGACAUCUUCGGGUCGGCCUUUGGCGCCGGGGAGGGCGCGUCGAUGAAUUAUCAGCAGCCUCGGAAGGCAGCACCAAUUGAGAACCGGUUGCCGUGCAGCCUCGAAGACUUGUAUAAAGGGACAACCAAAAAGAUGAAGAUUUCGAGAGAGAUUGUUGAUGCCAGUGGGAAAAUAAUGACAGUGGAAGAAAUUCUGACAAUCGAUAUAAAGCCAGGUUGGAAGAAGGGAACCAAAAUCACUUUCCCAGAAAAAGGAAAUGAAUCUCCCAAUGUUAUUCCUGCAGACAUUGUCUUCAUUAUUGAUGAGAAGCCGCAUGAUGUUUUCACAAGGGAAGGAAAUGAUCUGAUCGUGACACAGAAGAUCUCUUUGGUUGAGGCCCUGACUGGUUAUACUGUUCACUUGACUACGCUCGACGGUCGCAGCCUCACUAUACCCAUAAACUCCGUUAUUCAUCCUGGCUACGAGGAGGUGGUCUCUCGAGAGGGAAUGCCGAUACCAAAAGAUCCCUCUAGGAAGGGAAAUCUUCGUAUCAAGUUUGACAUUAGGUUUCCGUCGAGGUUGACAUCCGAGCAGAAGGUUGGGAUCAAACGACUCUUGGCUCCAUGACACACGAGAUGCAGGGUUGUUGCUUGAAGGCUAGUGCUGUGUCCGUCUUUCUAGGGUGAGCUUAAAUGCAUGAUAUGCUUUGGCACGAUCUGUUUGUAACUUUAGUCAAAAGUUUUCAAUAAGCUUCUUUUCAAUAUGUUUCGAGAAUUUAGCUGCUAUAUCUUCUCUCAAUUACUGUUUAAGAGUGAACUUCACCAUAAUUUGUGCUUCUUUGUCA
This is a messenger RNA of Musa acuminata AAA Group (dessert banana), 1511 nucleotides long. RefSeq lists its product as uncharacterized. The record is from RefSeq and is a predicted model, not a curated record. Bases 221 to 1294 code for a protein of 357 amino acids. Gene Ontology annotation, molecular function: protein-folding chaperone binding. Lineage: Eukaryota; Viridiplantae; Streptophyta; Magnoliopsida; Zingiberales; Musaceae. The transcript has 3 exons. Gene Ontology annotation, cellular component: cytosol.